This is a messenger RNA of Cladophialophora yegresii CBS 114405, 1038 nucleotides long. Its product is annotated as serine/threonine protein kinase. NCBI's taxonomy places the organism in Eukaryota, Fungi, Ascomycota, Eurotiomycetes, Chaetothyriales, Herpotrichiellaceae. The record is from RefSeq and is a predicted model, not a curated record. Gene Ontology annotation, biological process: regulation of glucose metabolic process; protein phosphorylation. Bases 1 to 1038 code for a protein of 345 amino acids. The transcript has a single exon. Gene Ontology annotation, molecular function: pyruvate dehydrogenase (acetyl-transferring) kinase activity. Gene Ontology annotation, cellular component: mitochondrion.
AUGCAGCGUUUGCCCUAUGUCGUGGUGACCAACCCACAUUUGUCCCUCGUGUACGAGCUAUAUUACAAGUCCUUCGAGAGCUUUCGGCGUGUUCCCGUCAUCCGAACGGUCAAGGAGAAUGAUGAAUUUUGCAAAGUCAUCAGUGACAGUCUGAAAGAGCAUCUGGCGGUCAUCCCCAAUUUGGUCAUGGGAGUGCUCGAGUGUCAAGACUUGGUCUCCCCUGAUACCAUGGACCAUUUCGUUCAGGCCAUGCUGCGAGCUCGCAUUUCGAGACGGGUCAUUGCUGAGCAACAUCUUGCUUUGACAGAAACCUUCAAUUCACCAUGGCAUGUGCCCCAACCUAGUUCUGAGAAUGAAUUUGUCGGCGAGGUCCUCCUCCGGUGCAAUGCAAAGGAGGUUAUUGAGCGAGUCGGCCAUUUCACUCAACAAAUUUGCAAGUCAACCAGUGGCGCUGACCCACCAGUGCCUGAGAUUCGAGUUCAAGGCCAUACAAGCGCUACCUUUCCCUACGUGCUGAGCCAUCUGGAGUACGUGGUCGGAGAGCUCUUACGGAACUCGGUGCAGGCAGUUAUGGAGAAGUACAAAGAUACUCCAGAAACUCCUCCGCCCAUCGAUGUGCUGAUCUGCGAGGCACCGCAGAACGUGGUCAUCCGAAUCUCUGACCAAGGCGGGGGCAUACCUCGAGAUAUCACACCCUACUUGUGGUCUUUCAAUAAAGGACCAAGAAGUGCCGCACGGCUGCAGAAUUUCAAGGACGUACCCACCCUUGCAGCCACAAUGCAGGAAGUCCGAGUCUCUGCGAACGAUAAGCCAAGUGGGAAAACGAGGGAUUCCUCGCUCACUACGCUGGCCACAAGGCCCCCAAACCUGAGGCUUGGCAUGGGUUUACCUAUGAGCAGAGUAUACGCUGAGUAUUGGGCUGGAGGGCUCGAACUCCACAGCCUGGAAGGCUAUGGUGUGGAUGCUUUCCUGCAAAUCUCGAAAUUGGGAAAUCAAAACGAACAGCUCACUUCCCGAGCAAGUAUUGACGCGGUCUAA